AUGCCGCCGAAGAAGAAGUCUGCCGCGGCUGCCUCGAGCAAGAGCACUCGUUCGUCAGGACGCGCAGUUCCAGCAACCAUUACUGACAAGCGUGGUAAAGAGGUCGAAAUCACCGCUGCUGCCGCUCGCCCAAAACGCGACGCAGCUCCCGCCCGACCCAUCGUGCCCUCCACUGCCUCUGGCAGACGUGCAAGCCAAGGUCUGGUUCCGUCCAACAACACGCGUACGUCCUUUUCAACGUUGGUCACAUGUGAACGCGACACUAACGCGACUCCAGUUGCCAACACCUCCAGGAAGCGCGGUCGCCCAGCGAAGACUGCUGCCAACGACGAAGACGAUGGCGCUCCUCCAGCUAAGAAGAGAGGUCCCGGUCGUCCUCCCAAGAAGACCGCUGCCACCACCGCUGCGACGAAGAACGGGGCAAAAGCCAAAGCCACGACCAAGUCCGAGCCACCAAAGAAGCGCGGUCGCCCAUCCGCUGCUUCGAAAAUGGAAGAGCCAGCAGUGCCAGAGGCCGAGACUGCUCCACCAAAGCGUCGUGGUCGUCCACCAAAGGGCGGCGAGACCACCAAGAUUGCGGCCGACGAUGAAGCUGUCGACGAGCAACUUGAGGAGGAGCUGCAGGACGCCGUUGAAGAACCGCAGCAGGAGGACACGACUAGUAAGCGCAAGGCUCCUGUCUCGAAGAAAGGCAAAGGCAAAGCGCCAAAGACUGCCGAAGACGAAGAGGAGGCCCUUGACGACGAGCCCCCGGCUAACUAUUGGCUUAUGAAGGCUGAACAAGACGGCCACGACGUGAAGGUGAAGAGCGGCGAGACGAUCAACACCACCUUCACUAUCGACGACUUGCGCUCCAAGACUGAGCCCGAGGCGUGGGAUGGCGUCCGCAACCCAACCGCUGCCAAGAACAUGCGCGACAUGAAGAAGGGAGAUCUGGCAUUCUUCUACGCUAGUGGCGGGAAGCAAGGCCGGAAGCCCGGCAUCGUGGGCAUCAUGGAGGUUGUUGGUGAGCACGAGCCAGACGAGACGACCGCCGACGAGACGAGUGCGGGAUACGUUGAGAAGGAGAAGGAUCGUGCCAAGUGGUGUGUCGUUCGUGUGGAGUUCCGCAAGAAGCUCAGCAAGCCGGUCUACCUGUCGGAGUUGCAGAAGUUCGCCAAGCCAGGUGCCGUCCUCGAGAACAUGCAAGAGUUCAAGGCAGCUCGUCUGAGCGUCUCCAAGGUCAACAAGAAGGAGUGGGAUUUCAUCGUCAACAACCUCAUCGACGGUUACGAGGACGAGGAGGAAGACGCUUCAUCCGCCACGGGCAAUCUCGACACCAACAAGCUCAGCAGCUCCCGCCCAGCCUCUCGUGCCAACUCCCGCGCCGGAUCUCGUGCUGGUUCCGUUGGCCCCGCUGGAGGUAUCUCUCGUCCACCCUCUCGCGCAAGAAGCUUGGCUCCUCCAGGUCGCCGUGGCCGCAGCGUCACUCCAAAGCCAGCCAUCGUUGAGGAGACCACCGUCACCGCGACCAUGCAGACGAUUGGCGAGGAAGACGCUCUCCCAGGUCUCCCGGCCGAGGUCGCUGAUGCUUUCUUCUAA
Molecule: messenger RNA, 1581 nt
Organism: Zasmidium cellare ATCC 36951
Lineage: Eukaryota; Fungi; Ascomycota; Dothideomycetes; Mycosphaerellales; Mycosphaerellaceae
Exons: 3
Coding region: 1-1581 (526 amino acids)
Cellular component (GO): nucleus
Molecular function (GO): DNA binding
Source: RefSeq, a predicted model, not a curated record